Messenger RNA from Protopterus annectens (West African lungfish), 1351 nucleotides. RefSeq names its product fibrinogen-like protein 1-like protein. The record is from RefSeq and is a predicted model, not a curated record. The transcript has 2 exons. Bases 1 to 705 code for a protein of 234 amino acids. Lineage: Eukaryota; Metazoa; Chordata; Ceratodontiformes; Protopteridae.
AUGUCAAACCAAAUUCACUGGCUGUAUGCCAUUUCAAACAGAUAUACUUUCAAAGAGAGCUUCGAUAUAAGAACUUAUCCAAAGGACUGUAGUGAGAUCCCAAAAGGAAGUCCAAGUGGACCACAAAUCCUCUACCCACAGGGAACAUUUAGCAGUUAUUUUAUCGCAUUCUGUGAUAUGUCUUCAGAUGGCGGUGGAUGGACAGUUAUCCAGAGGAACCGUUAUGGAUCAGCAAAUAUCUGGGAUCAGACAUGGCAAAUGUACAAAUCAGGAUUUGGAAGCGUUGCAGCAGAACACUGGCUGGGUAAUGAAAAUAUCUACCAGCUAACAAGUCAGAAAAUGUAUAAAGUGAGAUUCGUAAUCUAUGAUCCAAGCAACAAUUUGAGAUUAGCAAAUUAUGACUAUUUUGCUGUGGACAGUGAAAGCCUGGGUUAUGCAUUAAGACUGGGAAGAUAUUCUGGUACUGCAGGUGAUGCUCUGAUGACCUACAGUAGUAGUCUUAUGCAGGACAACAUGAAGUUCUCAACCAGAGACAGGGAUCAGGACUUUAGUUCUACUAACUGUGCAUCCACAAAUGGUGGUGGUUGGUGGUACAAUAGCUGUCGUUAUGGUCAGUUAAACUCUUACAACAAUAUCUACUGGUAUGGGUUCUGUCAUGGUAACUGUAAAGGCAGUGAAAUACUCAUAAAACCAGUGAAUGCAUAAAUGUAUUGAAAGGGUAUUUUAUUUUUACUGAUAAUUUCUGUUUAAUGAAGUUGUAACUAUGUAAUAUGAUCAGAUUGUGCAAUCGUCUGAUACUGUUUUAAUAAUUUGCAGCAAUAAAGCAGUUGCAUUAAAGAUGCAGAGUUUUAUACAUUUUUUAUCCCCUCAGACCUCAUAGAACAAGCCCAGCCCCCCAAUUCCAUGUUCAUUUCAGGCCUACCAGCCAUCUGCUAACAGCCUGGGCUAUUCUGGUAGUUGCUAGAGCCAAUUGUGGAUCCUAAGAGCAUUCUGAGGUUUCAGCCGUCUGUGCUUCUGUUUGGAAGUGGGAGGGGGUUUCUUUUUAUAUGCCCUACGCACUGUCCUUUGCCCUGUCCCCAGACUCGUUGACUGUUUCCAAGGGCAACUCCUAUUUAUGGGCCACACCUCCCCUCAUGGAGUGUCAUCAAUGAGCACCCUCCUUUACAGGAUGUGCAUACGCAUCCCUCUCUGUGUCUCUGUCAGUCAUCCAAGCCACUAAUCAAACUCAGAUCAGGUGGGCUGGAGUUAAGGUUUUAUCCCUCUACACCACCAGACUGGCCGUUAAAGAUGCACAGUUAAUCCAGCUUAGUAUCUGCUGCUCUUCCCAGCUUCUGCAGGACAGCACUUAAUA